This is a messenger RNA of Anopheles gambiae (African malaria mosquito), 1696 nucleotides long. RefSeq names its product lysosomal acid phosphatase. The transcript has 4 exons. Gene Ontology annotation, biological process: dephosphorylation. Gene Ontology annotation, molecular function: phosphatase activity. Lineage: Eukaryota; Metazoa; Arthropoda; Insecta; Diptera; Culicidae. The record is from RefSeq and is a predicted model, not a curated record. Bases 283 to 1461 code for a protein of 392 amino acids.
GGCGCAUUGUGCAACAUCGUGUUGUCUUUGUGUUGGUGUGCUCCUGUCAUCGUAUUUGGUUUGUUUAUGUUCUAUCAGUCUGUGCUCUGUUGUCUGUGCGCCAUUGCGUGCCACUGAUUUAGUCGAUUUAGUUUUAACGCAAAUUAGCUGAAUUUCUUAUAAGUAGGUAACAAACAGCUGAAUAAGUUAAUUGUUAACUGCUGUUUCGUGAAAGCAUCGCUCUCGCGUUACACAAAAUCUAUCCCUUCCGUAAACGCAUUAUGUGCGGGAAUCGAAGCAACAAUGGGCACUGAUUGCAUGCAGCCGGGCAAACGGGGCCUCACGGUGUCGGUUGUUGUUUUAGGCGGUGCCUGCUUAACGGUAAUGCUGGCCUAUUUGGCGUUCGGGGACAGCACUGAUGAAUCCGGCCUGCGUACGCUUCGUAUGGUGAGCAUCAUCUUUCGCCAUGGUGAUCGUUCGCCCACUGAAUUCUAUCCAAACGAUCCGCAUCGAAAUCAUCACUGGACUGGAGGAUUGGGUGCUCUCUCUGAGAAAGGAUCUCAGCAAAUGUAUCAACUAGGCAAACUGCUGCGCCCACGAUACUAUCGGCUGCUUCCACCGAACGGGCUGUACUCCAAGGAGCACAUGACGAUCGUCAGUAGCUACGCGGAACGAUGUAUCAUGAGCGCUCAAAGCUUUAUCGCUGGAUUUCUUCCCCCGCUGGAAAAUACUAAUCCCCUGCCCAUUCCAUGGCAACCUGCAGCUGUAAAUGUAUUGCCACGGGAUCGUGACACGAUUUUAGCUCAAAAGCAACCCUGCCCAAGGUACGAACAAUCGAAACAACGUCUUGUAGCCUAUCCUCCGAAAGAUAUAAGAGAAUUGUACGAAAAGAAUGCUGCGCUGUUUCGCACGCUAAGCCAAGGAACUGGACAAAACGUCAGUACCAUACUCGAUGUGGAGCUGCUGUACAACACAUUGGAGAUAGAGAAAUCGGCUGGGCUGGAAUUGCCGGACUGGACGGAAGGUAUUUUUCCGCAGAAGAUGCUACCCAUUGCUGAGCGCAGCUUGGCACUGAUAACCGAACUGCCGCUGAUGAAAAAAAUCAAGGGCGGUGCGAUCGUGGCCGAGUUGCUGGAUAAUGCCAUUCGCCGACGAUCGGGAAUACUGAUACCCGAGCGGAACAUUUUCAUCUAUUCGGGCCACGACGUGACGCUGGUAAACUUCAUGCGCGCCUUAAACAUCAUCGACCAGACGACGGGUAAACCAGACUUUUCGGCAGCGAUCGUAUUCGAGCUGCACCAUAGCAUUACGUUUGAUGACGAUUUUGAGGUGAAAAUCGUUUACUUCUUCAACAGUGACGAUAAGUACCCGAAGGAGAUAGAAAUACCCAACUGUGAAAGUCCUUGCUCUUUGACCAAGUUUGAACAGGUGAUGGAGACGGUGCGUCUCAGGAACUACGAUGAAACUUGUCAGCUAGUUUGAAGGCUUUGUUUGGGUGGUAUGUGCCUCCAUUUGGCACGAUAUAUUGCCACAUACCUCACUCGUUACACUUUGAUAUUUGUAAGAGUCUCGUGAAUAAUGUUAGCUUAAAAGCACACUUUGCCAAAUGCCAAAAAGACAAUCUCAUUGAAAACAAAUUCGAACAGUCUUCGUUACUUAAUUCUUUGUUAUUUGUGUACUAUCGUUAUUGAAAUACAAGUGUUACUAAAAUGUUAAA